Molecule: messenger RNA, 1380 nt
Organism: Penicillium malachiteum
Lineage: Eukaryota; Fungi; Ascomycota; Eurotiomycetes; Eurotiales; Aspergillaceae
Gene: ppmA
Product: type 2C protein phosphatase PTC7
Exons: 1
Coding region: 1-1380 (459 amino acids)
Source: RefSeq, a predicted model, not a curated record
AUGGUCUCGCCAAGUCUUUCUUGUAGAGCCUGCAGUUCCACCUGCAGCCUACAGACCCUUGUUCAUAGCGGGUUUAGCUCAAUCUCCGCUCAUUCCACCCCAUCUUUUCUUACAUCCUUCCUUCGAAGACCUACAUGGUCCUCAAUUAUUGCUCGAAAUGCAUUGAAUCUUGAAUCUCGCAAAGCUUUUCACUCCACCCCAACCCGGAAUUCCAAUUCUACUCCCUCUCGCAUCUCCUAUCGGGUUUCCGUGUCCUCAUCCGGCAAAGGCCGCCGCUUCCACCCCCUCAAAAAUGCAUAUGAUUUCGAUCCGAACCUGUCAGAUGCGAUAGGUGUAUCCAAAGAUAGGAACCCGGCGACUCGGCGACGAAGCCGUCCAGAUAGUGGCGAGGAUGCUUUUUUCGUGAGCCGUAUCGGCACACACCGACAAGGCACACAAGCUACGGGAGACGCGGAGGCAGUCGCUUUUGCAGUCGCAGAUGGUGUGGGUGGUUGGACCGAGUCCAGAGUGGACCCGGCUGACUUCUCGCAUGGAAUAUGUGGCCAUAUGGCGAAUGCAGCUUUGGCUUGGGACGAGUCUGCUGAAAAGCUGCGACCCAAGCAGCUCCUGCAGGCGGGGUAUGAUCAGGUAGCCGCUGAUCCCAGCAUAAAAGCUGGAGGAAGCACUGCAUCUGUGGGUAUUGCGCUACCGGAUGGUCGCGUUGAGCUGGCAAACCUGGGUGAUUCGGGUUCGGUCUUGCUCCGUCUCGCUGCCGUGCAUCAUUACUCUAUCCCACAGACUCAUGCCUUCAACACCCCAUACCAGCUCAGCAUUAUCCCUCCACGCAUGCGUGCCCAGGCCUCUGUAUUCGGCGGUGCAUACUUGGAAGACUUCCCCAGUGAUGCGUCUGUCACCAACAUUCAGAUGCAGCAUGGUGAUGUGCUCAUGCUUGCUACUGAUGGUGUCUUCGACAACCUCAACAACCAAGAUAUUCUCAAGCUUGUUUCCAGUCGUAUGAUCCUGACUGGAGCUUGGACUGCUACUCCGGAGUAUGGUAUCGGGGUCUCAGACAGCCUUCGUGAUCUCACCGUCCCGGGUGGACUAGCCUUCGCGUUUCCUCCCCCGCCAGGAGCGUCAAAGUCUCAAAGGGACAUGAAGGAGCAUGAUAAGGAAGCUUCCAGUCUAGGAGCCAACCUGACUCUGCAAUCUCUACUUGCAGCCUCCAUUGCUGGCGAGGCCAAGAUGGCCAGUGUUGAUAUGCGCCGGGAUGGACCCUUCGCCAAAGAGGCUCAGCGUUAUUACCCUGGUGACCACUACCGUGGUGGCAAGGUCGAUGAUAUCUGUGCCCUUGUUGUCGUUGCCAUAGACGAGAGCAUCGUCUCAAGUGGUAGCUCUGAGUGA